Molecule: messenger RNA, 699 nt
Organism: Podospora anserina S mat+
Lineage: Eukaryota; Fungi; Ascomycota; Sordariomycetes; Sordariales; Podosporaceae
Exons: 1
Coding region: 1-699 (232 amino acids)
Source: RefSeq, a predicted model, not a curated record
AUGAUGGAGAGUAAAAGUGAGUGGAUAGGCACCGACGGACUAUACUCCGCCUCUCUCCUCUCCUGCGACCCCCCCGAGCCUACUUUUACCCGUGAAUGGGUCGUCAACUUUAUCGCUGCCGACGCGAGCUCUUCCUGGGAUGCUGCUUAUACGAUUAUGCAAGAGUUCACUGGCGAUGCCAACCUCUGGUCUGUCCCCGAGAGCGGGAUCCCCCCCAACUUUGUCCAGACUGCCGUCAAGUGUGCCGGGUGCGCCGAGCCGACUGUUACGAUCACUUGCCCGAAUGUUUUGGGGACGGAGGCUGCUGUUGUGGUGGGCAAUGGUGUUUGGGCUACUGUUGCGCCUGAGGCUGAGGUUGAGGCUGGUGCUGCGGUGAAUGGUGAGCCGGGACGGGUUGCGGCUGUUUCGCGGGGUGAAUGGGAGGGGGAUGGUGAUUGGGAGCUUGUUGCUUCUGGGGAGGGGCCUGACUUUGGGUUGAGCGGUAGUCUCUUGGGUGAGUCUGGGGAUGGGAAUGGGGAGGAGGCUGUUGUUGAGGGUGGUGGUGCGUCGGCUGCUGGUGUUGCUGCUGCCCCGGCGGGGGUUAAUGUGCCUACUGGGACGGAGGAGAAGGUUGCUUUUGCUACUGCUGGGGCGGGGAGCUUGACGCUCAAGAGGGGGUUGAUGUGGGGGCUUGCUUUGGGGUUGGUGGCUUUCUUCUAG